UCAGACAGGUAUCAAACUCCUGUCUGCCUCCUCCUUCCAGACCAUUUUCAGUUAAACUGUAAGAGGAACCUGAAGCUCACCCAGAGAGGUUUCGAAGAGUCAUGAUGUCUGAUUCCAGGGUGUCCUCAGUGAUCCACGAGUGGGCCACCUCUUACUCGGGGCAGGCCCACACCUUGAACCACACCACACCGACCAAUCAGCUGGCUCCGAUGGACAUGAUAUCGUACAGCCAGGCUCAGGGACUGGGGAGGGGGGGCGCUGAUGACAUGAUGGGACUGUCUUACCUGCCGUACACGUCUUCCUGCCUCAGCAACAACUCAAGCUCGGGCAGCACAAUCCACCACCAGAGCCAGGCCAACACUCAGCAGGACUUCUCCUCCUUCCUCCUGCCAACCCUGCGGGCCCCCGCCAACAAGAGGAGCAUCAGCAAGGACAGCGCGGAGUACCGCAUGCGGCGCGAGAGGAACAACGUGGCGGUGAGGAAGAGCCGGGACAAGGCCCGCAGGAGGAUCAUGCUGACCCAGCAGAGGGCCCUGCAGCUGCAGGACGAGAACCAGAAGCUGCAGAUGCGCAUCGGGCAGCUGACCCAGGAGCUGGUCUCCCUCAAACACAUCCUGUCGCAGCGGCACCUGCAGGGAGCCCAGGAGGGAGCAGCGGGGGUCUCCACUAUCUAG
Pungitius pungitius (ninespine stickleback) is the source of this 674-nucleotide messenger RNA. It is a transcript of the gene cebp1, whose product is annotated as CCAAT/enhancer binding protein (C/EBP) 1. Gene Ontology annotation, molecular function: RNA polymerase II cis-regulatory region sequence-specific DNA binding; DNA-binding transcription factor activity, RNA polymerase II-specific. The transcript has 3 exons. The record is from RefSeq and is a predicted model, not a curated record. Gene Ontology annotation, biological process: regulation of transcription by RNA polymerase II; DNA-templated transcription. NCBI's taxonomy places the organism in Eukaryota, Metazoa, Chordata, Actinopteri, Perciformes, Gasterosteidae. Bases 102 to 674 code for a protein of 190 amino acids.